AUGACGAAUUUCUACACAGUCAGCCAGUAUAGGCCCAAGGCAGAGAAAUCCCCGCCAUUAGUUUAUUAUAGUGGGAGUAAACCACCGAGUUCUAUUAAGGGUGCAACUCAUCUCUCACUCUAUGACUACAACAAUAGAAAAUUAGAGAAGAAACAAGAAAAGCAGCCCUGGAGUGCGCUGUUUAAUGACAAGAAAGAAAAGAAAAGCCCACAAUUGCUAGAACUCAGAGGGUUGAUUAAUCAAGGAAAUCUAUGCUUCGCUAAUGCGAUAUUUCAAUCUUUGGUAUUCUGUCAGCCAUUUUAUCAACUAUUCAUACAACUAGGUAGAGAACUACCCUUUAGUUUUAACAAAACCCCCCUCCUAGACGCUACCAUCAUGUUUUUGAACGAAUUUAGAGUCCUGGAUGAUGACGAUAUCCAACUGCAGACAGGAGAACCUUUCACACCAACUAGCAUUUACGACGCAAUGAAGACCUACAAUAGAUUUUCUCAGAUACAGCUUGGUCAACAAGAAGACGCAGAAGAAUUCUUAGGAUUCUUCCUUGACACACUUCAUGAAGAAUUAUUGAGUAUAUCCCCACGUCUUAAGCCACGGACUGGCACAACACUUCAUGAAUGGUUCGAUGGACUCCUUCCGACUGAUCAACCUGCUCAAGCUGAUGAUGGAUGGCUUGAAGUUGGACACAAGAAUAAGACACUCUCUACAAAAUCUACAAACACUCAGGAAUCACCACUAACGAAGAUGUUCGGUGGUAAAUUUAGAAGUGUUUUGAAGACCCCUGGACAGAAGGAUUCAAUCACACUAGAACCAUUCCAACCAUUACAGCUAGACAUCCAACCAGACAAUAUUCACACUAUAGAAGACGCUUUAAUCAAUCUUGCUCAACCUGAAACAAUACAUGGUGUACAUUCAUCAAGUAAACAAGGUCCAGUAGACGCAAGAAAACAAGUUACGAUAGAUACAUGUCCACCAAUCCUCAUCAUUCACUUGAAGAGAUUCCUUUAUGACUCCAUAGGUGGUGUACUUAAAAGCAACAAGAAGAUCGGAUAUAAAUCAACUCUUAACAUUCCAAAUGAGAUUAUUUCACCUUCAAAAAGGCCUGCGGAAGGUCUUAAUUAUAGACUUUUUGCUGUUGUCUAUCAUCAUGGUCAAAGUUCAGGUUCUGGUCACUACACAAUUGACGUUUUACGUCAAAAUCAUAAACAAUGGGUGCAUAUUGAUGAUAUCGUUAUGGAUCUAUUGGAUGAAAAGGAUGUUGUUAUUACCCAUAAUAGCAAACAAAAUAACAACUAUGAUGAUAAAGUUGCCUAUCUGCUAUUAUAUUCCAAGAUUUAAUUUAAGAUAGCUUAUUUUUCUUACUUUAUGCAUAGAAUUAUUAUACACUAAAAAUUAAAUACACAUAUUCAAAACAUAAUACGUUCGCCUUGUUUAGGACGAUAAAAUUUUACACCUAAAUCUUCUGUAGAUGAAUUACUAUGUAAUUCUCUCAUAAUAGUUUCAGAAACAACGUCGCAUCCCAACAUUGGAUCUUCUUUUACAUGUGUUAUUGCUAUAACCAAUCCGUCCAGUGGCUUUUCAGUUGUGUGUUGAAAAAAACCGAAUCCUUUAUUGUAUCCAAUCCUAAGUGCGUGAUUUAAGCCGCCGAAUAAGGCUUUCCUAACUGCUUGACUAGCUUGAUUAGCUUGUGAUAAUGGUACAGAACCAUUCUCGUCAUCCUCGACGCUAUCUUGGGACACAGAUUGUGUCUCAUCUUUCAUUUUACUCUCAUUGAUAUAUUCGUCUAUACUGAACUCUGUAGCAUUUACAUUUUUAAGUUCUUCGACUGGUAGUUGUUUGAAUUUUUCAACUAUUAUAGCUAAUGUUUCCAACUCAUCGAUGAGUAGAUCUGGUUUAAAAUGACCAAAGAGGAGGUUGUUCGGUCGAUUGUUCAUGUAGCUACAUUCAAUCCAAAUCCACCUCAGUUCACCUAAAACAAAACGCUUAGCUGCUUCAAUCCAGACUGGCUUGUUGCGUGGAAGUGUGCUAAUAGCAUCUGGUUCCACAUCACCCCAAAACAAGAAGCUUCUGUUCUUCUCUUGAUGCUCAAAUUCAAUGAAGUAGGCUAUACUAUCAUACACUUCAUUUGGAUCUUUCUCAACUUGCAAAUAAGCAUGAGUGCGAGCAUCAGGUACAAGACCAAUUGUACCGUGGCUAAUAGGAAAUGGAGUGCAUUUAAAUGUGACUGCAGGCGUCAGUACAUCGAACUUGGCAAAUGGUUCAACUUGUGUAAAUUGCAAACGUUCGACGAGACCGCCGGCUUUUGACCAACUUGCUAAUGCAGGCCAUAGAAGACCGCCAAAAGCAAGUUCCACACCUUUGAGUGUCUUCUCGAAACCGAUUAGACUUUUGUAUGAGCCGAACUUUUGAGAACUAUUGAUAAUCAAUCCCGCGAGAUGAUCCAAGUGGGGAUGUGUAAUAAGAUAGGACGUUAUUGAGGAGAAUAUUCUAGAGGCUAAUCUAUAUCCGUCGACAUCUUGUCGCGUGUCUGCUUUUGUCGUUGUGGGGGGAUAAGCCGAGCUAGCGGAACAACUUUCGUCUGGAAGACUAUUCCGCAGAUCGUCUAACAUUUCCGGAUUAGCUUGUAUGGCUUUUGACAAUGCACCAAUUCCAGAACCUAUACUAAAAUUAAUAGGAGAAAUGUGUAUGAAGAAGACAGACCAGCGUCUAUAGCUAUACUACCACUAUCCCAUGUCUCGUGGUAUGAUUUGAAUAUAUAUCUAAGCAUGAAUCAGAUUGAUUCGACUGAUUAGUAGAUUAUGUCACACACGAUGUUAGAUUGGAUUCAUC
This is a messenger RNA of Wallemia mellicola CBS 633.66, 2826 nucleotides long. Its product is annotated as cysteine proteinase. The transcript has 2 exons. The coding region runs from base 1 to 1335 and encodes 444 amino acids. Gene Ontology annotation, biological process: protein deubiquitination. Lineage: Eukaryota; Fungi; Basidiomycota; Wallemiomycetes; Wallemiales; Wallemiaceae. Gene Ontology annotation, molecular function: cysteine-type endopeptidase activity; cysteine-type deubiquitinase activity. Gene Ontology annotation, cellular component: nucleus; cytosol. The record is from RefSeq and is a predicted model, not a curated record.